CAUUAUUUUGUACUAUCUGCUUGUUUCCUACGGACCAUGGGCCUCCAUAGUUAUAGCCAGCCAUCAGAUUCAUCCCGAGAAUCUCUUAGUUCUUAUGGACCUGUUUAUCCCGGGCCAAUGUCCUUUGAAAAUCUUGGUAUUCCUCGUCACUGUUACUGCGGAGGGACGGUCAUACUUGCUAAUUUACUAUCCGAGGACAACCCUGGCAGGCUGUUUUAUCAGUGCGAGAAGAGAGAUGACCGCCCUGGGCGCCAUCUAGUUAAAUGGUUCGACGAAGCAUUUAUGGACGAGAUUUCAGCGGUUAAGUGCUCUAUUAGGGAACAGGAAGAACACCUUAAGUUCCUACUUACCGCCCCUAACGGUGAGCACAUGGAUCUUGCGUUGAUGUGCGAUCGUCUGGACCUUUACCAGCAAGACAUUAAAUUGCUUCAGCAGAAUUUAUGUCUUUUGCAACGCUCCCCUCGUUCCAUUGUCGACGUCGCUCGUUCGUGUCCUAAAAUCAUCGUUCUCGUCCUCGCGGUUAUUGUCCCCGUAGCCGCGUUCGUGCUUGGCACUUAUAUGUAAGUAUCGAUUGUCCUUCUUGUUGGUAAGUCAUGUUACCGACACUUAGGACCCCUUAUUCUCUCUGGGAACGCUGGCAUGCGUCUCGCACUUGAUCCUUCUGUUUUGCGGGAGACUUCUCUCGCUCUCCUUGAAGCGCAUCCUCAAAAUGUUUUCAUUGGUUCACCCAUUCACUUCUUUGUUUUACGAUGUGUAAAGGCUGGGAAUCCUGCUGCUUGUUACUUAGAGAGCAUUAGGCUCGCUGCAGUUGAAGGUUUAAUCAAAGAAGCAAUGGACAUGCUCGAUCAUAUACCCGAUCCAUCCCACAAAAUUCUUUUCACCAGGGGUCUCUACCUUGUCUCUGUUAAUAGACCUAAGGAUGCCAUCAUCGCCAUGAAUCUAUUCAAACAAGAAGUUGUCUCUUCUCGCAACGCUGAUCGUGUGGCCACGCUUGUCAUAACCGAUAUUAAGAAGAUCGCCCCAGCCCAACUUAGAUUCAACUGGACUGGCUAUACGUGCUACUUGAUCCAUCCCCCUCGUCGAUAUUCAAAAUGUUCCAACUGUAAUUUUUGGAACCCCUGUCCUCUCUGUGUUAAUUGGUGGGUCUUAUGAUUUGUUUGUUUUUACUUUAUAUGGUCUCCCAUCUAUUUUUGUUUUCGCAGCCCAUUUAUAUAAUAAAUAUAUAUAGUUUUU
Molecule: messenger RNA, 1233 nt
Organism: Arabidopsis arenosa
Lineage: Eukaryota; Viridiplantae; Streptophyta; Magnoliopsida; Brassicales; Brassicaceae
Source: the annotation of a GenBank genome assembly